GCAGGCCCUCCCCCUCCUAACCCCAGCCUCCAUCCCUGUCCAUAGAGGCUGACUCAGCCCGUUCUUGGGCCCAGAACCUUCCCCGUGCUGGCCCUGGGGGGCCUUUGUUCCCAGAGUCAUGAGGUCUGAGGGGGUGGGGACGCUGUUGAUCCCAGGCACUGGAGGCGGCUCCCGCAGUCCACAUGCAGCGCCGGACGCGGUCGCGGCCCCUAGCCCAGUCCCUGCCCUUCUCCUUCCGAAGGGCCCUGCGAGCCCCUGGGCCCUGGGUGCCUGUCAUGAAGAUGGGCACAGGAUGGGAGGGCCUGCAGCAGACUCUGAAGGAAGUGGCCUACAUCGUGCUGUGCUGCUGGUGCAUCAAGGAGCUGCUGGAUUAAUGGCCGGGAGGGGCAGCGCGCCCGCCCGGCUCGGCUCAGCCUCCCAUUCUCUGCUCUAGCGCCCAGCCCAGCCCCCAGCAAGACUCCUGGGGCCCGCGAUGCUCCACCAAGGAUGGGCCACAGACGCCGUGGGAAGUGCGGCUCCUGCUGCCGGUGUGUGCCAUCCGCCAGGCCUGCCUCUCCGGGCGUCCGUUCCCCGCCCCCACCCCUGGGGCCCCCCCGCGGGCCCCGGAAACUGCAGGAGCUAACAUUCCUCCAAGCCUGGCACAGUGAGCGCACCAGCCCAGAUGGUCGAUUUCUCCAUACUCUGGUAGUGCCGGGAACGGGCUGCGCCCUAACAUCUCUGCUUGAGAAUCACUGAAUAGAUACACGUGUAUACAUACGUAUAUGCAGAUACAAAAUAAAUAGACCUCGAGGCCUGAA
Mirounga angustirostris (Northern elephant seal) is the source of this 797-nucleotide messenger RNA. RefSeq names its product lens epithelial protein (gene LENEP). Gene Ontology annotation, biological process: multicellular organism development. The transcript is spliced from 2 exons. Lineage: Eukaryota; Metazoa; Chordata; Mammalia; Carnivora; Phocidae. The coding region runs from base 183 to 374 and encodes 63 amino acids. The record is from RefSeq and is a predicted model, not a curated record.